UCAAUUAUUUAUUCACUCACUUCUGAACGUUUCUAUAACCAAUUUAUAACAGCAAUAAGUACAAAUUCACCUAAUGGUUCUAUUGUUGAUUGGAAUGAAUUGGAUGUUUCUCUUGGAGAUUUACGUCCUUCUUCCGAAGAGCUUAUUAAACUUUGGAAUUAUCUAGUACAUCUUUUAAAUGGAGGACAAUUAAAUUUAUUAAUAAAUGGGACAGAAUCUAAUUUAAUGAUAAAAAAUUUAAAAAAAUUAAUUAUUCGUUCUGAUCGGUUAAAAACUGUUACUAGACAAUUUGGAGCAGACAAUCCAUUUUCAUUAUUUCGAGAUGUUUUAAAUAAAAUUUUCGAAAAUAUUUCUUUUAAUUCUGACAAAACAAAUGUGACGGCUGAAGGGGAUAUUCAAGAACAAAAAAUAGCUUGGACUGAUGUACAAGUUGAGCCGUUAGAACCGAUUGAGGGUUUGGAAUUUAGGUAA
This is a messenger RNA of Meloidogyne enterolobii, 471 nucleotides long. NCBI's taxonomy places the organism in Eukaryota, Metazoa, Nematoda, Chromadorea, Rhabditida, Meloidogynidae. The record is from the annotation of a GenBank genome assembly.